UAUCUUUAAAGUAACACUGAGAAAUACAAGGUCACAAAAUCUUAGGAAAAAUGCAGGCUGUGAAGGAAAAGCUAAAAGAUUUAAAUGCUGCGCGUAAGGCCAAGGCUGAAGCAAGGGCCGAAGAAAAGGCUGAGAAAGAGAUCGCUGAUGCCAGAAAGAAUGUUGCUCACGAGGUUAGGUUGGCAAAAGAAGCUGAAGCAGAAAUGGAUAUACACGUGGAAAAAGCAGGAAAAAUAGCUGAGAAAGAAAUAUCAAAGCAUGCAUCUAAGAACCCUAAUGUUGGUUAUAGCAACAUGAAUACUACAGAUCAUGCUAUGUUGGAAGCAGCAAAUGGACCCGCCUCUACAAUUAACUGAAAACCAUGUUUAUAAAUGUUACAUUUUAUACAGCUUCAAAUAAUUAUAUAUGAAACAAAUAUGGGUGGUGUAUAGGAACUAAUUAGUGUGAUGUAUAGGAACUUUUUUAGUAAAUGUUACAUUUUGUAAUCUAGCUAAAAAAAGAGAAAUCUUGAAACUAAUUAGUGUGAUGUAUAGGAACUUUUUUAGUUCACCUUUUAUUCCUUUCCAUGUUAUGAUAUUUCUUUUCAUUUUAUGAUAUUUGGUAAGAUUGUUUUUCUUUUCAUUUGAUAUAUAUAUAAAACUCAUCAGUCUGUUGAAUUGUCUUUAAUAA
This is a messenger RNA of Glycine soja, 669 nucleotides long. Its product is annotated as late embryogenesis abundant protein 6-like. The transcript has 2 exons. The coding region runs from base 51 to 356 and encodes 101 amino acids. The record is from RefSeq and is a predicted model, not a curated record. Lineage: Eukaryota; Viridiplantae; Streptophyta; Magnoliopsida; Fabales; Fabaceae. Gene Ontology annotation, biological process: embryo development ending in seed dormancy.